Colletotrichum spaethianum is the source of this 1647-nucleotide messenger RNA. Its product is annotated as CTP synthase. The record is from RefSeq and is a predicted model, not a curated record. Gene Ontology annotation, cellular component: cytoophidium; cytoplasm. Gene Ontology annotation, molecular function: CTP synthase activity; identical protein binding. NCBI's taxonomy places the organism in Eukaryota, Fungi, Ascomycota, Sordariomycetes, Glomerellales, Glomerellaceae. The coding region runs from base 1 to 1647 and encodes 548 amino acids. The transcript has 9 exons. Gene Ontology annotation, biological process: pyrimidine nucleobase biosynthetic process; CTP biosynthetic process.
AUGCGUUACGUUCUCGUCUCAGGCGGUGUCAUCUCUGGAGUGGGCAAGGGCAUCAUCGCCUCUUCCACGGGUCUGCUUCUCAAGACCCUGGGAUUGCGUGUCACUAGCAUCAAGAUCGACCCGUACCUGUCGGUCGAUGCUGGUCUCAUGGCCCCCGCCGAGCACGGCGAAUGCUUUGUGGUUCACCUGGGCAACUACGAGCGCUACCUCGCCAUCCGUUUGACCGGCGAGCACAACAUCACCACCGGCAAGGUGUACAGACAUGUCAUCGACAAGGAGCGCCGCGGCGACUAUCUCGGAAAGACCGUGCAGGUCGUCCCCCACGUCACUGAUGCCAUCCAGGAUUGGAUUGAGCGCGUGGCCAAGAUCCCCACAGACGACUCGGGCGAGGAGCCGGAUGUCUGCAUUAUCGAGCUUGGAGCAGGAAGCGGCAACUUCAUCCAGAUCCACGUCUCCUACGUCCCCACCAUCCACGGCGAGCAGAAGACCAAGCCCACACAGCAUGCCGUGAAGACGGUCCGCAGUUACGGUCUUGUCCCUGAUAUGAUUGCUUGCCGUUGCGAGCAGCCUCUCAUGGAGGCCACGGUCAAGAAGAUUGCCCUCCUCUGCCAGGUCGAUGUGCCCCAGGUUCUUGUCGUCCGCGACAUGCCCACCAUCUACCAGGUCCCCCUCCUCCUGGAGGAGCAGAACCUCAUUCCCUGGCUGCGCAAGGCUGUCAACCUCGACGCUCUGCACAUUCCCCAAUCUCGCAUCGCCGAGGGCGAGGCGCUCUGGAAGACGUGGGCGUCCGUCGUCAGCCGCCCGACUGAUGGCGAGAUCAACAUUGCCCUCGUCGGCAAGUACGUCAAGUCUCAGGACGCCUACCUGUCCACCGUCAAGGCCUUGGAGCACUCGGCCAUGUACCUGCGCAAGAAGCUCAACAUCUGCUGGGUGGAUGCCGAGCACCUUGAGCCCCAGGCCAAGUCCCAAGACCAGGCUCAGUACCACAAGGCGUGGCACGAUGUCUGCACUGCCUCCGGCAUUAUCGUCCCUGGUGGCUUCGGUAACAGAGGUACCGAGGGUAUGAUGAAGGUUUCCAAGUGGGCGCGCGAGAACGGCACCCCCUUCCUCGGUGUCUGCCUCGGUUUUCAGACCGCCAUUAUCCAGCACGCCCGCGACUUCCUCAACUUCCCCAACGCCACGUCAGAGGAAUUCGACGCCUCGGCGGAGCACAAGGCCGUCAUCUACAUGCCCGAGAUCAGCCGCGACAAGCUCGGCGGCACCAUGCGCCUGGGUCUGCGCCCGACCGAGUUCCAGCCCGGCAGCGAGUGGUCCAAGCUGCGCGCUCUGUACGGCGAGGCCGAGUCCGUGGAGGAGAGACACCGCCACCGCUACGAGGCCAACCCGGCCUACAUCGAGAAGCUCACCGAGGCUGGCCUCAACUUUGUCGGCAAGGACGAGACUGGCGAGCGUAUGGAGAUCUUUGAGAUUAAGGACCACCCGUACUUUGUCGGCACCCAGUUCCACGCCGAGUACCAGUCCAAGGUCCUCAACCCUAGCAGACCCUACCUCGGCCUCGUCGCCGCCAGUGCCGGAUGCCUCGACCAGGUCAUCAAGGAGCAGCUUGCGGCCGCCAAGCAGGCCAACGGCGCCAAGCACGUCGUCUAA